AUGACGGAUUUUGAUCAAAGAGACAUGUUGAUUAUUUCUUCACAAUGUACUGAUUUGAAGCUGAGGAAAGAUAUAAUCAAUAAAGUUUUCAGCAAGAUCCAUGAAAAAUUAGAUUUUCAUGGUCUUCCUUCUGUUAUCAAUAGAUACUGAUAUCAUCCAAAAACAGAGAUUGAUAAUUAUAUUAUAGAUGAAUUAAAAAAAAUUGUUCCACUUUUAGGAAAAAACGGUGUCUGAAUUAUGGCAGAAGUAAUUAGCAGGCUUUCCCAAGUGAAUAUAAAUGAUCAUUUAGAGCUAUAUAAUGCAAUAUCAUCCUUAUUCAAAGAAUUGGCUUUAAAUAAUGUUGGAAAAUUAUCAUUCACAGAUUGUGAUAAAUUGCUGGAUUUAGCUCAUAAGAAUAUGCUCACCGAUCUUAAUUUUGCUCAAAUAAUCUGUCAAAAUCAAAUGAAUAAUAAAUUGGCUAAUAAUGAGAACAAAAGAGAGCAGCUCAUUGAAAAAAUAAAAACAGUAGGAUUAUCUGACAAAAAUGCAGUCUUAGCAGUUUGUAAUAAGAAAAAUAAUUUUAGAACAGUUUAUUUAGCAGAAACCAUUUCAUGUUUGGCAGAAUUAAGAUUUGAAAAAGAGGUAUGGGCUAACCAAAUGGUUAAGGAUUAA
Blepharisma stoltei is the source of this 651-nucleotide messenger RNA. NCBI's taxonomy places the organism in Eukaryota, Ciliophora, Heterotrichea, Heterotrichida, Blepharismidae. The record is from the annotation of a GenBank genome assembly.